AUGGAUGAUGAUAGUGGCCUUUUUACGAACCUCCUUUUAGUCAUUAUGCAAAGCGUUUUUGUGACAAGUGAAUACUCUGAAUUCUCAGUGACCCGUUGUGGCACCGUCCUAAAGCGGAAUUUUGGAGUGAAAUCUAUACUCGAUUAUUCAGUGGAAUCCGAUCUGAGCACUGAACAGGCUGUCCAGAAAACGAAAUCUUCUAAACUAGCGGCUGAAAUCGCUCCAGCAGCUAUAAAAAAUCGUAUCGAUGAGAAAACCCUGCAAGGAACCCAAAAACAGUAUGCUGUCCAUGAAGAGUUUGCCGACCGUAGAAAAGACGUCGUGAGUGCCAGCAUUCAAUAUGGAUUUACCGAUCUCCAGUAUGGUGAAGCUGAAUUCAACAAAACAUAUCUCUACGAGGGAGAAGAAACAUGCGAUCGUAACCGAGACAUCUUCAUGGAGACUGUUGAUGCCGUAGCGAAGGUGACUCAGGGUGAAGGCUUUGCAGCAAUCAAGGUGACCGCUCUAGGCAGGCCGACGCUGCUCUUGAAACUUGUCAGGUAUAAUCGAGAGCAAGGAAAUAUUUUCAACACUUAUCAAGCUUAUCUUCGGAACGCAUUGGACUGCUUAGAGUGUGACAUGCAGUUGGCUAGACGAGAAGGAUGGCACUUUGGUUUGAAGCUAGUUAGAGGCGCUUAUAUAGAACAGGAACGCAAACGAGCUGCUACUAUUGGUUACCCCGAUCCGAUAAACCCGGACAUAGAG
Ostertagia ostertagi is the source of this 744-nucleotide messenger RNA. The record is from the annotation of a GenBank genome assembly. NCBI's taxonomy places the organism in Eukaryota, Metazoa, Nematoda, Chromadorea, Rhabditida, Trichostrongylidae.